Molecule: messenger RNA, 1097 nt
Organism: Dipodomys ordii (Ord's kangaroo rat)
Lineage: Eukaryota; Metazoa; Chordata; Mammalia; Rodentia; Heteromyidae
Gene: Fundc1
Product: FUN14 domain containing 1
Exons: 5
Coding region: 115-582 (155 amino acids)
Biological process (GO): autophagy of mitochondrion
Cellular component (GO): mitochondrial outer membrane
Source: RefSeq, a predicted model, not a curated record
AGGAGGAGGAGCAAAGAAAAAACGACCAUAGAUUUCUCGGCCUAGAGCGGCCCUUAAAGUGCGGAGUUAAGGAGGGCGGGCGGGAACCACCCCGAACUGGCCGCCGGCGGUAUCAUGGCGUCCCGGAACCCCCCUCCCCAAGAAUAUGAGAGUGAUGACGACUCAUACGAAGUGUUGGAUUUAACUGAGUAUGCAAGAAGGCACCACUGGUGGAAUCGAGUGUUUGGCCACAGUUCGGGACCUAUGGUAGAAAAAUACUCAGUAGCUACCCAGAUUGUAACUGGUGGCGUGACUGGCUGGUGUGCAGGAUUUUUGUUCCAGAAGGUUGGGAAACUUGCAGCAACUGCAGUAGGUGGGGGCUUUCUUCUCCUUCAGAUUGCCAGCCACAGUGGCUAUGUGCAGAUUGACUGGAAGAGAGUUGAAAAAGAUGUAAAUAAAGCAAAAAGACAGAUUAAGAAACGAGCAAAUAAAGCAGCACCUGAAAUCAACAACAUAAUUGAAGAAGCAACAGAAUUUAUCAAGCAGAACAUUGUGAUAUCCAGUGGAUUUGUGGGAGGCUUUUUGCUAGGCCUUGCAUCUUAAGGACAUGAAUGUUCUACCUUAGUGGAUCCAACUGUGAGAAGAAAAGUGGUGGCCACUGGGUGAUCUCUCAACAGAACUUGCCACCAGUCUCCAGAGUGAGGAGAAAUAACUAGCUGGACAAUACCAAAUUCACAAUUUAACAUUUUGCCAUCUGAAGUUUGGCAAACUAGUAUCUGCUGUAAAACAACCUGUGUGGUAUGUGAACCAUAGUAUUCUUGAGCAAAACAUGGCUUUUAAUCAGGUAUUUCAUUUAAUUUGCAUUUGUGUAGAACUGGCUAUAAAAUAUUACUAUUGGAUGUAGAUGAUACAUAUAGUGAGAGGAAAUCUAUUGCUUUUAUUGCCCAAUGAAUAUGAUCCUCUUUUUAAGUUGUUCUUCAUUGUGCUUUCUUGUGUACGAUCAGUAAUUAAAAUUUGUCCUUACAGUUUUCUUUUUGUAAAAAACAAACAAACAAACUGAAGAACCUUUUGUGGAAGGCUUUAUGAAUAGAAUGAUUAAAGAUAGCAAUUAGACUUUA